Molecule: messenger RNA, 990 nt
Organism: Tarenaya hassleriana
Lineage: Eukaryota; Viridiplantae; Streptophyta; Magnoliopsida; Brassicales; Cleomaceae
Exons: 5
Coding region: 1-990 (329 amino acids)
Source: RefSeq, a predicted model, not a curated record
AUGGUUCUCGAACAAUUGGCUGUCCUCAAUGCUAAGCUCGAAGAUUCCACUCGGUCCUCUAGGACCGAACAUUCGACGCCAACACAAGAGGAGCUCGGUAUGUACGCACUAGAUGAGAGAAACGAAUGUGUGAACUAUGUGGCCAACAACCCCAACUCGAACGCGUACAAUCCGGGGUGGAAAAAUCAUCCCAAUCUCUCAUACAAGUCAAAUAGUGUUGAGAAUCCCGCGUCGAACAACUUCAGAUUUUUGCAGAGUCAAGAGAAGACGAAUCAGGAAUUUCGAGCUCAGUUUGCAAGCAUCGAGGCUCACUUCAAGAACAUAGACAACCAAAUUGCUCAGCUAGCAUCAGCCAUUCAAAGACCAUCUGGGUCUCUUCCAGGUAACUCUGAGACUAACCCUCGUGCGCAUGUCAAUGCUAUUACCUUGAAAAGUGGUAAGCAGGUAGAUUCUAGAGAUCCACCGAUGGUUGAGCAAGGCGAUAGCUCGAGAACCACAGUUUUAGAUACUGCUGAUGAUACACCUGAGCCAGCUUACGUGCCUCCUCCUCCUAGACCACCACCAGUACCGUUUCCAUCUCGCCUGAGGAAGCACAACGAAGACAGCCAAUUCGCGAAGUUCGUUGAGAUGCUGAAGAAACUCGAGAUUCCCUCGUACACGAAGUACCUCAAGGACAUUCUGACCAAGAAGAGGGUCACUGAGAAAGAAACUGUGGCGCUUACUGCCGAAUGCAGCGCUUUGAUCCGACACGAGCUCCCGCUUAAGCGGUCCGAUCCAGGAGCUGCCGUCAGUCUUCUUCCAUUAUCGAUCUUCAAGAAGCUGAAUGUGGGUGAGCUGAAACCCACUAGAAUGACUCUCCAACUUGCCGAUCGUUCUGUCAAAUACCCCAUUGGGAUACUUGAAGAUGUGCCAUUGAUAGUCGGUAACUUCUAUAUCCCGGUUGAAUUUGUGGUUCUCGACAUGGACGAAGAUCCUAAGGUUGAGUUCUAA